AUGUCGAAUAACGAGAACUUUUACCUGAGAUACUACUCAGGUCACUCUGGGCGGUUCGGACAUGAGUUUCUAGAAUUCGAUUUCCGGACUAUCGCCGAUGGUAGUAGCGCCGCUGUACGAUAUGCCAACAACUCCAACUAUCGCAAUGACUCCCUGAUCCGCAAAGAAAUGUGUGUGAGCUCUGCGAUGAUCCAGGAGAUCAAGCGAAUUAUCAAGGAUAGCGAGAUCAUGAAGGAGGACGACUCCAAGUGGCCGCAGAAGAACAAGGAUGGGCGUCAAGAGCUGGAGAUUCGACUAGGCAGUGAACACAUCUCUUUCGAGACCGCAAAGAUCGGCUCGUUGGUAGACGUCACGGAAUCAGCAGACCCCGAGGGACUCCGAGUGUUUUAUUACCUCGUACAGGACCUGAAGGCCCUCAUUUUCUCUCUCAUCUCCCUUCACUUCAAGAUCAAGCCCAUCUAA
Penicillium maclennaniae is the source of this 462-nucleotide messenger RNA. RefSeq names its product mago nashi family protein. The transcript has 7 exons. The coding region runs from base 1 to 462 and encodes 153 amino acids. Gene Ontology annotation, cellular component: exon-exon junction complex; nucleus. Lineage: Eukaryota; Fungi; Ascomycota; Eurotiomycetes; Eurotiales; Aspergillaceae. The record is from RefSeq and is a predicted model, not a curated record. Gene Ontology annotation, biological process: RNA splicing.